Ricinus communis (castor bean) is the source of this 1751-nucleotide messenger RNA. RefSeq names its product protein CLP1 homolog. Gene Ontology annotation, molecular function: polynucleotide 5'-hydroxyl-kinase activity. Bases 102 to 1478 code for a protein of 458 amino acids. Gene Ontology annotation, cellular component: nucleus; mRNA cleavage factor complex. The transcript has 11 exons. The record is from RefSeq and is a predicted model, not a curated record. Gene Ontology annotation, biological process: tRNA splicing, via endonucleolytic cleavage and ligation. Lineage: Eukaryota; Viridiplantae; Streptophyta; Magnoliopsida; Malpighiales; Euphorbiaceae.
AAUUUCUAUUCUAAAUCAGAUGAAACAUAAGUAACACGAAAACAUAGAGGUUCAGAACCUUUAAAAAAAAAAUUAGGGCUGUUAUCAAUAAGCAGUAAUCAAUGCAUCGGUGGAAUAACAGUACUACCAAUCAAACCUUCUUGGAUACACGGAACGAUCACACGAAUCGAAUUGCUAUAUUCGGCGUUUCGGAUCUACAAGCCAUGACAGCAGCCUCAACGAUGAAGCAAGUAAAAUUAGAGAGAGAGAGUGAGCUAAGAAUCGAAGUAGCCAACGAUACGCCGCUUCGCCUGAGACUACUAAACGGCACUGCUGAGAUUUUUGGUACAGAGUUACCUCCUGAAAUGUGGCUUACUUUUCCUCCUCGUUUAAAAUUCGCUGUGUUUACGUGGUAUGGAGCUACAAUUGAGAUGGAUGGUACUACUGAAACUGAUUAUACUGCAGAUGAGACUCCUAUGGUUAGUUAUGUAAAUGUCCAUGCUGUUUUGGAAGGACGAAGAAAUCGCGCUAAAGCCUCCUCCUCUGACUCUUCUCAAGGUCCUAGGGUGAUUGUUGUGGGACCUACAGAUUCUGGGAAGAGCACCUUGUCCCGGAUGCUUGUCAGUUGGGCAGCUAAACAAGGUUGGAAACCUACAUUUUUGGACUUGGAUAUUGGCCAAGGAUCAAUAACAUGUCCUGGAUGCAUUGCUGCCACCCCUAUUGAGUUGCCCAUUGAUCCAGUGGAAGGCAUUUCGCUUGAAAUGCCACUUGUUUACUUCUAUGGGCACACAACGCCCAGCCAAAAUGUGGAGUUGUAUAAAGCACUUGUAAAGGAGCUUGCUCAAAUAUUGGAGAGACAGUUUACUGGAAAUGCAGAAUCUCGCGCUGCAGGCAUGGUGAUCAACACCAUGGGUUGGAUUGAAGGUGUGGGUUAUGAGCUGAUUCUCCAUGCAAUUGAUACAUUUAGUGCCAACGUUGUCUUGGUUUUAGGCCAGGAAAAGCUCUUUAGCAUGCUUAGGGAUGUGUUAAGGAGCAAGCCCAAUGUAGAUGUUGUGAAACUUCAGAAGUCAGGUGGUGUUGUAUCCAGGAGCUCAAAAGUCCGCCAAAAGAGUAGGAGUUAUAGGAUCAGGGAAUAUUUCUAUGGCAUUUCUAAUGAUCUCUCUCCGCAUUCAAAUGUUGCAAAUUUUAGUGAUUUGUCUGUCUAUCGGAUUGGCGGUGGGCCACAAGCCCCCAGAUCAGCUCUGCCAAUUGGUGCUGACCCUGUUGCUGAUCCUCUUAGAGUUGCAGCAGUGAAUAUUGAUCGAGAUUUGCUCCAUGUUGUUCUUGCUGUUUCAUAUGCUCAAGACCCUGACAAAAUUGUUUCAAGUAAUGUCGCUGGGUUCAUCUAUAUCACAGACAUCGACCUUCAGAGGAGGAAAAUAACAUAUCUUACACCGACAGCAGGGAAGCUCCCAAGUAAUAAUUUGAUCAUGGGAACUUUGACAUGGCUUGAAACUUGAUGCACAUUACAGAAUUAAGUUUUAUAUUGCAUGACUAGAUUUUGUUGCCGGCCCUUGUUCUCCAACUGUAUGUUAGUUUUACUAAUUUAUAUAUGGAUGGCAGUUUUAGAUAGUUUACUCAUCUUUCAUAAACAUUUUAUCUUUGUAUAAAGCACUCUUAUCAUCUACUAGUGAAAAUGUACCGUUGUGGUUCACUGGAGAAAAAUUACUCCUUGAAGCUUAAAUCAGGAUAAAUCUGGGGAUUACUCUAGAGUAGAGUGGACAUGCUUUAAA